AGGAUCGGCCCCAUUCUGAUGCGCCUCCGCGUCUUCAAAAGGAUCCCCGACCUCGCUUACUUCAACUCCAUCGCAUCACAUCCACCAUCACUUGUCCCAUCGCUAACUAGCCUAACCAGCUAGCAAGCGCCUGCGCGGCCCCGGCGAUGAACAGUGUCCCAUUGCUGUUCGAUCGCACAUCAGAACUCUUUUCUAAGGGAUCAGCCUUGCUGAUCGGUUUUAACCAUUUUUAUUUUUUAUUUUUUUUCCCUUUUUCUUUCAUAACUUUUUUUCCUUUUCCUUCUCGAAACCAACCUGUGUCUUGUUUCGCGUAGUCGACACCCUCUGAUUGCCAGCAGCUAGAAAGCUCCGCGACCGUGGAUUGUUAGCAACCGUCGCGGUGUACGAAGUGAGCAGAUCAGUGAUUCAUAUUCUCGUUGGAAUUCCGAGUGGGAUAGUGAGAGACCAGGGCAGCGGCUUGGGUUCGUUCUAGUUGUGUCAUUUGUGUGCUUGCCACUGUUUGAUGGUCAGUACAUCGCCUUAGCUUGCAGUCCGCGUGUUGAUUUUUCCUUAAGCGUGCUAGGUUACUGCCCUCAAGGCGGAUUCGCUAUGCAGAACUGAAAACUAAAUUAACACAUUCAACAAGCUCAGCAUGAAUCGUAUCUUCUUCUACGCAACCUGGGCGGAGGCUUUCAGAAACUCCUAAAGUGUUCGUCGAAGUUGCGCACUGUUUUUUGCUCUCCCUGCGAGUACUCCACAUUGCCCAGAGAUUUAUUUUAGCUUCGUUACUUUGGGCUGCCGUUCUCCUACUCAUCCAAGGUUAGAGAUGCUAGAAUAGAACACUAGAGAGUAGACUAACUGCAACUUUUUCGUAUAAUACCUGGACCUAGUGAGAUCGAAGUCUUCAGUACAGGUCUUCCAACUGAGUUACGAAUGCUUGUGACCAGAAUCACAGCUUUGAACUUUAGACUCUGAAACAAUUGCAUUCUAGUGCAUCAACAUGUAACGGCAAAAUUUUGGGCUUGAGCUCAAGGCUUUAACUUGUCAACUAUCUGGUUGGAGACAAGGUGUGUUGUCAGUCAAAUUUGUAGAGGUAGUAAGCGGGAGUUGGAAUUGAGGAAGGAGAUGCAAUAGUACCCAAAUUGGUGAGCUGAUAUUUGUGCGGAAGCGAUUACUAUUAUCAACCAACAUGCCAGUUGCGCAGCCUUUACACCCGUCGCAUCACAAGUCGCUCAUGCACGAAGCUCCAAACCAUUUUAGAACACUGGCGCCGAGGAAUGGCCUGCACCGAGGGCAAAGCGACAAUUACAGUGGGUUGCGUCCAGAAGCUGUGAAAUCUAACCUGCUAAGAGGCGCUAGCGCUGAUUUGUCCGAGUUCAUUUGGCCCAAGGACCAAUGGCCCUCCGUGUCUCACAACGACUUCCACAUGGCACAAGAGUUGCCCACCGUGGACCUCUCAGACCUGCACCAUGGCUCCGAAGAGAGCCGAGAGGCGACAGCAAAAUUGCUAGUGAAGACGUUCUCCGAAUGGGGAUUCGUGCAAGUUAUCAACCACGGGGUGCCAACGGAGGUCAUCGAGAAAAUGCAGAACCAAGCACGGAAUUUUUUCGAUUUGCCACUGGAACAAAAGGAGAAGGGCGUCGCGUCUAGCACCAGCAAGCACGAAGGCUUUGGUUAUGGCGUUGAAAGUGGGUUCUACUACGCUGGCAAGCCGUGGAUCGAUCGGUUUCAGUGCCGAUGGAGCCCCGUGUGCGAGAUUCGUGAGCCCGUCGAGAAGGUGUUCAGCCCCACUGACGCCGAGGAGUUUAGCACCAGCAUAGAGGACUACAAUGGCCGACUGGACAAGCUUGCAAUGCAAAUUUUGGAACUAACCGCACAGGGUCUCGGCCUUCCCUCUGACACGUUCAUCAAGCCCUUCAACGGCACAGCUGGUGACUGCAUUGCCCGCAUGAACUACUAUCCACCGUGUCCACUUUCCUCUCUUACUCUGGGACUCGGUGCUCAUACAGACCCCAACCUCUUGACCAUACUGAGCCAAUGUAAAGUCGGCGGAUUGCAAGUCUGCAAAAAUGGCACAUGGAUUUCAGUGAAGCCCAAACCCGACACGCUCAUUAUCAACAUCGGAGACACUUUUGAGGCAUGGACAAAUGGACGGUUCUGUAGUGUGGAGCACCGCGCUGUUGUGAACGAAUCUGAAGCCAGGAUGUCACUGGUGUAUUUCGCCUCACCUCCCUCCAAGUCCGUUAUUCAAAUCCCGGAACAGCUCAUCACCGCGAAGCAUCCCUUGCGCUUCCGGCCUUCCUUCACAUGGGAAGAAUACAAGAGCCACUUGUUCAAGAGGCACGUUGGAGGCAACGGCGUCAAAACCUCGAAAGAAUGGUUGCGAUUACCCGCACCCACCUCGCACACAUAAACAGCAACUGCAACUGAACACUUUCACUCUCAUUCUUUCGGAACCUGAUUCAUUAGCACCGGUGCUUAGGAAGUGGCACAUACAACUCCUCAAAUCGAUGAAUACGAACCCAUUUCGGCUUUACGGUAUUUGACAUGGACUACUACUCUUCUGUCUUAUUUUUUAAUUUUUUUUAAUUUUUUCUUUUUUCUUUCUCAACUCCUUUUCCCUCACCAACCGUAGCCAGGUCCUUCAUCAUGCACAUAUUCAACUUUGUACACAUGCACGUUGCUAGAUUCUUGUUCCCUAGCAGGCAAGGUUCCGAAGAGCUGCCAAGCUUUUCCUCCGAGGUAGAGGCACGUACCGGUAAAAAGAAACAACUCUAGGCGAUUAGCAGGGCGUCGGCACCACAUGCUGUGGCUGCUGCCGCCUGUGUUCCUUCUUUUUAGCUGGUUAAUUUUGGGUGACCACGAACUUAUUGAUCUUAAUGCAAACGCUUCCACGUUGUAAUCCUUCCUUCACCGAAGCUCUGUGAAUCCACAUUGUACUCAUUCUUCUUCAUUA
Physcomitrium patens is the source of this 2935-nucleotide messenger RNA. RefSeq names its product fe(II)/2-oxoglutarate-dependent dioxygenase 1. The record is from RefSeq and is a predicted model, not a curated record. NCBI's taxonomy places the organism in Eukaryota, Viridiplantae, Streptophyta, Bryopsida, Funariales, Funariaceae.